Perca fluviatilis (European perch) is the source of this 4319-nucleotide messenger RNA. It is a transcript of the gene tmem165, whose product is annotated as transmembrane protein 165. The record is from RefSeq and is a predicted model, not a curated record. Gene Ontology annotation, biological process: Golgi calcium ion homeostasis; calcium ion transmembrane transport; manganese ion transmembrane transport. The transcript has 6 exons. Gene Ontology annotation, molecular function: manganese ion transmembrane transporter activity; calcium ion transmembrane transporter activity. NCBI's taxonomy places the organism in Eukaryota, Metazoa, Chordata, Actinopteri, Perciformes, Percidae. Gene Ontology annotation, cellular component: Golgi apparatus. Bases 211 to 1131 code for a protein of 306 amino acids.
GGGAAGCCAGAAGAAGAAGAAGAAGAAGCAAGCUUCUGACUUCCGCCUGGCUGGGUCGGUGUGAUCGUGACGUGUAUAACCGAGGAUUCCUAAAAUUUUACAGCUAGGUCGUUAAUAUGAAGUUAGCCCCAUUUUGUCACCGAUGAUAUGAAGUGAUUUACAAAAGGCAAAUUAAAGCGAAAACUGUGGUCAGUAUCUUUGGAAGCCAUAAUGGCUCUCAUGGUCGGCGGAGGAGACCGACGGGCUGAUAGAAAUCAGGUGAUGUCCUUCUGCUUUCUGCUCUCCGCCGUGUUGUUGCUGUCGCUCGGAGUUGCUGCCGUUCCCGAGGAGAACCCGCCGGUCCAAGAGCAACCCCCACAAGAGAAAGCAGCAAGUCCCCAUCCAAUAGGCCCAGCAGUUUCUGAAGAUGUUCCCAAAGAAGGAAACACGGGUUUCAUCCAUGCUUUUGUGGCCUCUUUCUCUGUCAUCAUCGUCUCUGAGCUGGGAGACAAGACAUUUUUCAUUGCAGCUAUCAUGGCCAUGCGUUACAACCGCCUCACUGUGCUGACAGGUGCCAUGCUGGCCUUGGGAGUGAUGACUUGUCUUUCUGUGCUGUUUGGCUAUGCCACCACCGUCAUCCCUAGAAUCUACACUUACUAUGUGUCCACCGCUCUGUUUGCCAUCUUCGGUAUACGCAUGCUGCGAGAGGGGCUGAGGAUGAGUGCCGAUGAAGGCCAGGAGGAGCUGGAGGAGGUGCAGGCAGAGAUCAAGAAGAAGGACGAAGAGCUCCAGCGGUCCAAGCUGGUUAAUGGGGCUGCAGAUGUGGAGGCUGGAUCAGGGGCCGCCAUGCCUCAGGGAAAGUGGCACAGCUUCAUUUCCCCCAUCUUCCUCCAGGCCCUCACCCUCACCUUCCUGGCAGAGUGGGGGGACCGCUCGCAGCUGACCACCAUUAUUCUAGCUGCGCGGGAGAAUCCAUUUGGAGUUGCAGUGGGUGGUACAAUUGGACACUGUUUGUGUACAGGACUGGCUGUGAUAGGGGGGAGAAUGAUCGCCCAGAAAAUAUCUGUCAGGACAGUUACAAUCAUCGGAGGGAUUGUUUUUCUGGCGUUCGCCCUCUCGGCCCUGUUCAUCAAGCCAGACGCUGGAUUGUAAUCUGACAAGACUUUCAGGUUUUCUCUGUACAUACAUGUAAAAUGUGGAGUUGCUGUAGACAGACUGUAGUUUUGACUCUGUGUGUGUGUGUGUCCCGACAGACGACGCGACGGGCUUAACAGAAAGCCAAAGUCCCGCCCUCUUCUCCUAGCGAGCCUCUGUUCCCCUGCAGUCCGUGUAACUCAACGGGUUUUCUCGUGGAGGUCGAUCACUUCCAAUGUUAUUUUUGAACGCCUCUGAACAGCCACACAGGCGUUUUUCAGUUCUUCUGGCUUGAUUAGACUCUUCUCAGGUUGAAGGUGGGCCGGAGCUUCGAUAGCUCCCAAAUUCUUUCAGCCAAUAAGGAUGAUAAAGGUGUCAUUUGUCCCGCCCUAACAGAUGCAACAACACUAAGGCUACGUUCAGACUGCAGGCAGUAAUGCUCAAUUUUUUUUUUUUGCCUGACUGAUUUAUUUAUUUUUAAGUGUGGCCCGCAUCAGACUCAACUGGGCAUGAUCUGACUGUCCAGACUGAGCUUGCAUUUAAGAAAGAAUCUGACCUGUAACGGAUUUGGAAAAGAUCGGAUGCCUUGUGCCUUGGGCUGUUCACACUGUAAUGACAAAAAAAAAUCAGAUCUGAGCAAAAAAAAAAUGGAUUUGGGUCACUUUGACCUGCGGUCUGAACGCAGCCUAAAAGUGGACUCGGGAAGAUGUCAAUCACUCAGUCUAACCCCGCCCACGCAGUCCUGGAAAAGGUCCAAUCAGCCACACCGACUCUAAACGCCUGUGUGGGGGUGUUCACAUCAAAGCCUCAGGGAGGUGAAGUAGUUGAAUGUCAACUAGUCCGUGUUUUCUCUCAAGUACAGAAGUUGGGUUGGCAUUGAACUCAAAGCAGAACUUCCCAUAAAGCCUCGAUGAGAAGACACCGUUGAGUUAGAGAGGCCGGCUGGGAGGGAGGGGCGGGACCGUAGCGCUCCAUCAGGGCUGCGUGCUCCUCACAAGGCGUGUGAGAGAAAGAAGGCGGGGCCGUUACCGACCGCCGCCCUCCAAGCCAUCUGUCAAAGGUUCAGGGGCUCGUAAACAGCCCCUGACGUGCUGUACUUCCCUCACACUCAGCCGUCUGCUAGACACUCAGUCCAGUUAAAAAAAAAAAAAAUCUUUGCCUUUCUUUCUUGUUUUUAAAUGUUAACGUCUUGUGACUGGUGUUACUUGGUUGGGUAACACUUUACUUGAAGGUGUCUACAUAAGCGUGACAUGACACUGUCAUGAACACAUGAACUCUAACCCUAACUUGUCAUGACACUUACUAAAAGAAGCGGUAUGUCAUAAACAUUCAUGACUUGUUUAUAGUGUUUAUGACAUGUUCAUGACCGUGUCAUGUCACUCUGAAACGUGCGGUAUACUAGCUGCAGCCGACCUGUCGAGCGCCAGUGUGACGUCACGGGAGCGCCGUAAAUACACCUAGCUGCAGUCUUCUCCGGAACAGAGGUGGCGCUAAUGAGGAAAGGCUACCGAAUUUGCUAAUUCUACGGACUAGAAGGAAAAAAAAAGGUGAACAACGGCAGAACUGGCAGCAGCAUUGACGUCAAUGCUUCGAUUUGAUUGGAUGACCUACUUGGUGGGAUCGAGCCUUUCAUUCACCAUAAAAGAACUCCUCUUAACCCAGUAAGUUUACAAGAGAGAAAUGCAGUCACUCAGAGUCCUCGCAACUGGUUACGCUCGAGCUCGUUCAGGCUUCCGGUUUCCGCUUUGUCGCGCGCCGCAAAAUCCUGGCGCGCCAGCGAGAUCUACGUCGCGCGCAAGCUCGGAUGCGUCGACUGUAAAACGGCCCUUGUGUAGAUACCUUCAAGUAAAGGGUCACCCUUGGUUGUUUAUGACAUCUUCCUCUCUGGGUGACCUUUUCUGCCCCACUAUAUUUAAAUCCCAUAAUAAGCGGGCCUAGUUUACGUAAGAUUUAAAAUUUCCCAGUGUGAGGAAGAACACAAAAAACCAGCACUGACAGUUUUUUGAGAUCUGAUUUAAAUUGAGAUUUUAUUUAAAGGGAUACAUCACAGUUUGUUGAAAUAGGGCUUAUCACGGUCUCCCCUAGCUGUAGAUAGGGGGGGCCAACGCAUUUUUUUGUGCAUGCAAUGUUUUAGUCCGGCGCAACACCGGCAGUGCCGCCGCUAGUUAGCUUAGCGUAGUGAAUGGAAUCCUAUGUUGCCGGCUAGCAUGUAAAAGUGAGCUAACAAAAUAAAAAACCUAAUUACAUGCACUGAGACAAAAAAAAUGCAUUGGCCCACCUAUCUACAGCCAGGGUAGACCGUGAUAAGCUCUAUUUCAACAAACGGUGGCGUAUCCCUUUUAAGGCAGAGAUGUCAUCAAUAUAGUUCCUUCAGUUAACCCUGCGUUUCACAUAGGAGCAGUCUUUUGAGGAGACGGAGACGUAAACCACUAGAAAACCUCUGCGUCCAGGUGGAGCCAAGCCUACAGUAUGUCGGAGUAUCUGUAUAGGGCCAGUGCCCAGAGAACUACAAAACGGCCUAACACGGUUUACAUGCACCUCCUCCUUAAAAAUCCCACGUUGGAGAUGUUGACUGAUCCCGGUGCUUCAUAUGUACUGGUUCUAGUUUCAGGUGCCGAUAGUGAACAAAACAUGGAUCGAGUUGAAGAAAGGCCAGUAAUCCCCUCUACAGGUUGUCCCACACACGUUAACUCCUCCUCGGCGAUUAAAGCCAUUACGUACGGACCGGCAUGGACCUCGCUGCCUCUGUCGUUUCGCAAAAUCAAUGCUUGAUCAUCGGGUACAAAAUAAAUCGGUCACCACAAAUACUACUGUCAUUUAUCGUACUACAACUCUCCAGUACAAGUCACUACCUUUGCCAUAAGCAGCCGUGUUGUAGCUACAGCGACACCUGGACACGGCAAUGGAAUUCAAGCCUACGUUUCAUCUUUUUUAUUUAGUGGCAUCUAUUUAUUUAGCUUCAUUUUCUUUCCUUUUUAAGCUAUAGUACUGUAGAAACAUAAAGGGCGCCAUAAGCAGAGGACUGGAACGGAGGAAAGGAAUGGAAAUAUAUUUUUUAACGUGAACAGACUGAAGCUGCAUUGUCAAUAUUUGACAGGCUGUGCCCAGCUGUGAAAUAUUUGUGUUUGUGAUACAGGUCGGUUGAAAUGCCUAUAAAUCUAAAACACUCAAUAAAAAAUGUGUUGUCUGAUUUCCAGACCAAAUGA